Molecule: messenger RNA, 1868 nt
Organism: Capsella rubella
Lineage: Eukaryota; Viridiplantae; Streptophyta; Magnoliopsida; Brassicales; Brassicaceae
Product: protein HOTHEAD
Exons: 5
Coding region: 102-1742 (546 amino acids)
Molecular function (GO): oxidoreductase activity, acting on CH-OH group of donors; flavin adenine dinucleotide binding
Source: RefSeq, a predicted model, not a curated record
CCAUCAUCAACUCAUGUAUUCAUAUAUUCCGUAAUAUUCUCGUCGUAGUUUUCAUCUUCCAUGGCUCUUGUUAUUCCGAUAAAGAUGGACACUAUACAUUUAUGAAAGAUGCAACAUUAGCACCAAAGCUAGCUAGUUUCGACUACAUAGUCAUCGGAGGAGGAACCGCAGGUUGUGCAUUAGCCGCAACGCUCUCUCAAAACGCAAGUGUUUUGGUUCUUGAACGUGGUGGCUCACCCUAUUACAAUCCCACGGCCACUGACAUUGGCAACUUCGCUAACACACUCUUAAACAACACACCAGACUCAUGGUCGCAGCUCUUUAUCUCCGAGGACGGCGUUUACAACACACGGCCACGUGUCCUCGGUGGAGGCUCGGUGCUGAACGCAGGGUUUUACUCACGUGCGGGCGAUGUUUACGUGGAGGAAGCUGAGUGGGAGAUGGAUGAAGUGGAAGCUGCUUACGAGUGGGUCGAGAAGAAACUUGUGUUCGAGCCACAAGUAAUGGGCUGGCAAGCCGCGUUGAGGGAUGGGCUUUUGGAGGCUGGAGAGUCUCCGGACAAUGGUUUCACGUACGAUCAUAUCUACGGGACUAAGAUCGGCGGUACGAUCUUUGACCAUGCUGGUCACAGACACUCGGCGGCGAACCUGUUAGAAUAUGCUAAUUCGGAUGCGAUUGUUGUUUACUUGCACGCUUCUGUUCACAAGAUCCUCUUCACCACCAAAGGUAGCCAAAAACCAAAAGCGUACCAAGUGAUAUUUGAGGACGCAAAUGGAGUGUUCCACAAGGCAGAGCUAUCAAAUAACGCAAUGAACGAAGUGAUCUUGUCAGCUGGAGCCAUGGGUAGUCCGCAACUGUUGAUGUUAAGUGGCGUUGGCCCUGCAGCCCAUCUCGCGGCUCAUGGCGUGAACCCACUCGUCCUAGAUCACCCUAUGGUUGGACAGGGAAUGGCUGAUAAUCCCCUUAACGCCCUGUUCAUCCCUUCUCCUCAACCUGUAGAAGUAUCCCUCGUACAAGCUGUUGGGAUCACAAAGUUUGAUAGUUACAUCGAAGGUGCAAGUGGCUUGAGUCUCUCUUUUGAUUUGACCAGUAGGUUUUUCGAUAGUGUCUUGAAUCUUUUCAACGAGAUGCAGACAAGCCGUACUACAUCUAGGGAAAGCCUGACCAAAUCUAUCGUAAACUUAUUAAAACCCUUAGAUCUCAGAUUGAACGUGAUGUUGAAAGGGGGUUUGAUAAUCCAAAAAAUCGAUGGACCAGCCUCGAGUGGACACAUGGAGCUCCGGAACAGAAACCCGAAGGACAACCCUUCAGUGACAUUCAACUACUAUCAAGAACCAGAGGAUUUGAAUAAAUGUGUUGAAGGGGUUGCCACCAUUAUUACAGUUAUAAAUUCAAAGGCUUUCUCCAAAUACAAGUUCCCUGGUGUGACCGCGCAUGAGCUGUUAAGUCUCAUGUUGAGCCUUCCCACCAAUCUGAGGCCGAGGCACUUAAGCUCAAUUUUUAACUUGAAGCAGUUUUGCAUCGACACUGUGAUGACUAUUUGGCAUUACCAUGGAGGUUGCCAAGUUGGAAGAGUGGUUGACAAGAAUUAUAAAGUCUUAGGCCUUGAUUCAUUAAGGGUCAUCGAUGGAUCCACGUUUCUCAAGUCUCCGGGGACUAAUCCCCAAGCCACGGUCAUGAUGCUCGGAAGGUACAUGGGACAGAAAAUUCUUCAAGAAAGGACGGCUUUGCGCGAAAAUUAGCAAGAAUCCUAAGGUUCUAAUUGAGAUAUGCCCAUUAAUUGCUCCAAUAUUCUUGUAUUUGGAUUGUUACUAGGAUCCUCCAAAAUAUAAAAGAAAAAAAACCCUUGGGGAAGUAUACAUAUUGUA